Eupeodes corollae is the source of this 2009-nucleotide messenger RNA. RefSeq names its product 45 kDa calcium-binding protein (gene myd). The transcript has 3 exons. The record is from RefSeq and is a predicted model, not a curated record. Gene Ontology annotation, molecular function: calcium ion binding. The coding region runs from base 608 to 1645 and encodes 345 amino acids. Gene Ontology annotation, cellular component: endoplasmic reticulum. Gene Ontology annotation, biological process: calcium-ion regulated exocytosis. NCBI's taxonomy places the organism in Eukaryota, Metazoa, Arthropoda, Insecta, Diptera, Syrphidae.
CUGCUUUGCAGACGCAGUGUGUGCAAGUUUUUCACAGUAUAUCGUAUCAUGGUAGAAUAUUUGAAAUUCCUCUAAAAUAAACAACUUUUUGAAUUGUGAAUUGUGAUUAGUUAUUCAAAUAAUCUUUCUACAAUUAUUGCUAUUUGUGGAGUAAAUCAUAGUAAAUAGUGUAAUCUCAAUUUGAUAUAUUUCGAAAUCAUCGCAGAUACCAGAGUUUAUGCCUACCUAUGUACAUAUAUUUUAUUAUCAUUUGAAAAAUCGAUGCUUUGUCAUUAUAUUAAAAACAUGAAGAGAAACAACAACAAAAACAAGAGCCAAUCAACCCAACUUUCACUUUCAAAAACCUGUUAGUUUAUAAAGCUUAUAGCUACAAAUGUACAAAGCCAGAGACUCUGACUCUUCGUCUCUUUGACUUGUCUAUUACGCGAGAUGAAAAUUCGGCAUCGUUACGAAGGUGUGGAGGUAGAAUUUGCAAAUUGCAGCACUUGGAUUAGGAAUCGAAUUCGGAUUCGGGUGUUGAUGUGAUUGAAGUCGAUCUAAAUCUAAAGGUUGAAUAUUGUUGACUCCUUUAUGUUGCGCGGGUAUCUAAAAAGUUUUUAAACAAAACAUGGCCAAUCUUUUUUGUUAUCGACCUAUUCGAUGGCUAAAAUUGUCAACACUUUUGGCAAUUGUUUUUUAUUUAUUUUUCAUUGGAGUCACAUUUAACGUUACCAUUGGUUCGAUGAAUAAAUUAAUCUACUCGAAGAAACAUAACACAUUGGCUCCUAAUUCUGCGGAAGAAAAAGAUCAGGAUAAUUCAAGUGAACGUCUAUUGGAACCGGAAACUGUUAUUUUGGCGGCAAGUUCAACAGAUGAAUUGCAAAUUUUGGAAAAGGCAUUUAAAAGUGCUGACAAAAAUCGAGACUCAUUUCUCGAUAUUCAAGAGCUUGCCAAGUAUAUCAAUCGAAAAAUAAUUGAACACAUUGAAUGGGCCAUUCAAACAAAUCCCAUUGAGUUUAGCAGAGUAGACAAGGAUCCUGGUGACGGUUUAAUAACAUGGGAGGAAUAUCACACUUUUUUCCUAAAAGAGCACGGCCUUGAUGAGAACGAAAUUAAAGACCACAGUGAAGUGAAACAUCCAAGUCUGGAUCGCAAGGCAAAAGAAGAAAUGAUGCGUGACAAAGCACGUUGGUCAGAGGCUGCUCGCAUCGAUCUAUUCAGUUUGACUCUCGAUGAAUAUUUAGCUUUUCGUCAUCCUGAAUCCAGUACUGCGAAUUUACUUAGUUUGGUUGACGAUCUCUUGAGGCUUUUCGACAUAGAUGGCGAUGAUCAGUUGUCGAUAGAAGAAUUUUCGGAUGUUACAGUUGACGAUGAUGAUGAUGUUUAUAGGAGAUCUGUUAUAUCAAAGACUGUCGAAGAGCGUCGAGAAGAAUUCAAGCGAAUUAUUGAUAAAAAUAACGAUGCUCGAGCGGACAGAGGUGAACUUCUCAACUAUGUUAAUCCAAGACAUCCUAGAUAUGCUGUUCAAGAAGCAGCUACACUAAUAAGUCUUACUGAUUCUAAUAAGGACGGAAAGUUAUCUCUUAGAGAGAUUCAAGAUAGCGCUAAAAUCUUCCUGCAAUCUAAAAUGAUUGACACUGCAAAUAGUUUUCAUGAAGAAUUUUAGGAACUAUUUGUAACCUAUCUGUCAAUUCAUACAAAUAAUACUCUUCAAUUCUCAGCACAAUUUGAUUCUCAUGUUCAAUUUCAAUCACCGUCCUGGGCAAUAUUUUCAUAUAACUACCUAUACCUACAUACGCAAAAACACAUACCUAUACAUAUAUACACACAUAUAUUUCAGCAUUUAAGUGUAAUUUAACUUCAACUAAUCGGUCAAGUGAUACUAUUAAUGGGAUCGUAUAGUUUCUAAAAACAAUGUAGAGCCGUAGACUUACAAUUUUGUUAUCAAUGUAUUUUAAAAUGUUUUAAUUUUUAAGAUUAUUAUUAUAAUUAUUAUCAAAUAUAAAUCGAAUUAAUGUUUGAAUUUUUAA